CUUAUUAUUGGCUAUGACUGGCUCCGCAAACAUAAUCCUUCCAUUGACUGGCAUGCUGGCAGUAUCACCUUUAAUCAUUGUCCACUUACAUGUCAUGCCAUGCUCAGAGAGAGAUCGUCACAUGAACCAGAGGAAGAACCAAAAGGAGAACAACAGAAAGCUGUAAGGGUAGAAGAAGGAGACCGUAUUUUUGUCACAAAGUUUAUGAGUGAAGGGGUUGAAGAGUGGCAUUAUUGGGAGCGCUUGAAGGAGCAGAUGAAGAUACGAGCUGUAGAAACUCAUUCACAAAAGUUAGCAGAGGAAGCAUUGAAGACAGGGAGAAAGAUGUCAUUGGAAGAACUUCUCCCAAAGUACCUUGAAGAUUUUAUGCCAGUGUUCAAAAAGGCUUCAUUCAAUCAGCUUCCAGAG
Molecule: messenger RNA, 408 nt
Organism: Suillus plorans
Lineage: Eukaryota; Fungi; Basidiomycota; Agaricomycetes; Boletales; Suillaceae
Exons: 1
Source: RefSeq, a predicted model, not a curated record